AUGAUCGACGGUGUGACUUUUAUAAAGACACCUGCUGCAAAACCACAACCACCAGCAUCAGAUGAAUGUGGAGUAUGGACCACUGAUUCACCAACCAUUCAUAAUGCUCCUUUGCCUGCUGAUGGACCAGGCUCAACUUCAUUUUCGAACUGGACUUUGUUGAGUAUCAUGAGUUUAGUGCCAGGUUUCAUUACUUAUAAACUUGGGUUGGGAUUCAAGACUUGGGUCUUCUUUUUCAUUUUAUUUGCCCUUCCUAUUUUGAUGGCUUUUUGGACUGUUAUGUCUACAAUCUCACCAAGAAUCAAUGACAAAGUCAAGUACCCAAAUAGACCAAUUUCUUACUACUUGGAAUACCACACUCCUGAAUUGAAAGCUAAGUAUCAAAGCUCAAACAAUGGCCAAGGUACCAAGAUUCCUAUUGAAACAUUUCAAGAAUUGUUUUUCGAUGGCAAGGUUUCAUUCAAGGGUGAUGCUUUAGAUGUUAUGGAAUAUAAACACGAAUGGGCCAAUUUCAGGUUCACUUGGGGAUUGUUCAAGUUUUUCUUAUUUGGUAUGAUUCCAGAGGUGAUUUUCCAUUCCCAAUCACAGGAUGAAGAGCAAGUUGGAGAAAACUAUGACCGUGGAAAUGAUUUCUAUUCGUGGUUUUUGGGUCCAAGAAUGGUUUAUACUUCUGGUGUGAUUAGUGACAUCACCAGAGAGGAAACAUUGGAGGAAUUGCAAGAUAACAAAUUGAAGAUCAUGGCCGAAAAGAUUGAUUUGCGUAAAGGCGAUUACGUCUUGGAUAUUGGAUGUGGUUGGGGAGCAUGGGCCAACUAUGCUUCGACUCAAUACGAUGCUAAAGUUACUGGUAUCACCUUGGCCAAGAAUCAGGUUGAAUGGGGUAACCAAUGGUUGAAGGAUAAUGGCGUACCAAGAGAGCAAUCGGAAAUUAUCUGUUGUGACUACCGUGAUGCACCAAAAUCAGGCAAGCCAAAUGGUAAAUGGGACAAGAUCACUUCAGUGGAAAUGGCUGAGCACGUUGGUAUUAGAAGAUUGACUGCUUACUUAGAACAAUGUAGAGAUGCCUUGGAAGAUGACGGAUUGUUCUUUUUGCAAUACUCUGGAUUGAGAAAGAAUUGGCAAUACGAAGAUUUGGAAUGGGGAUUGUUUAUGAAUAAAUAUAUCUUCCCCGGUGCUGAUGCUUCUACACCUUUAAGUUUUGUUGCUAGUUGUUUUGAAUCGGUUGGAUUUGAGAUUGUUAGCGUUGACAACAUUGGUGUUCAUUACUCAGCUACUAUUUGGAGAUGGUACAGAAACUGGAUUGGAAACAAGGACAAGGUUGUCAACAAGUACGGUAUCAAAUGGUACAGAAUCUGGGAGUUUUUCUUGUCGAGUUCUGUUGUUGCUAGUAGAAACGGUACUGCAACUUGUUAUCAAUUUGUCUUGAGAAAGAACAUCAACUCUUAUAGAAGAAUUGAGUAUGUGCCAAAACAACAAGGUCUUCAAGGUGCUAUCAAUGGCAGCAGCAAGUGGACUAAAGAGUUUACCAAUUGGCAUUAA
Molecule: messenger RNA, 1539 nt
Organism: Lodderomyces margitis
Lineage: Eukaryota; Fungi; Ascomycota; Pichiomycetes; Serinales; Debaryomycetaceae
Gene: MTS1
Product: Mts1p
Exons: 1
Coding region: 1-1539 (512 amino acids)
Biological process (GO): cellular response to biotic stimulus
Source: RefSeq, a predicted model, not a curated record